Molecule: messenger RNA, 324 nt
Organism: Necator americanus (New World hookworm)
Lineage: Eukaryota; Metazoa; Nematoda; Chromadorea; Rhabditida; Ancylostomatidae
Exons: 1
Coding region: 1-324 (107 amino acids)
Source: RefSeq, a predicted model, not a curated record
AUGAUGCAAGCCGGAAAGUUUAAGUACGAAGUCAUCGGAGUGAUCGAGACGAGGCGACGCCACACACUGAACGACGUGUAUGACACUGGAGAAGAACUGUUCUUAGGAACUCGCGACAGUAAAGGAGUUGGUGUCCUCGUCAACGCGAAUAUGGUAGUAAAUAUUGAAUCUUUCGAACAACUUACGGCCCAAAUCAGAUGUCUGCAAAUGAGAAGAUGUGGUUUAGCACCAGCUUUGACAAUCUUCGUUGUUUACGCUUCAACAUCAGGCUACAAAGAAGAAGAAAUCGAAGCUUUCUAUAUGGAGUUAGAGAAGUUCUACUGA